UUUUCAGUCGGAAUUUCAUCAUCGAUAAGUCUGCGUGGAAAAUGGAGCGGUAAUAGCUAAAGGAAUAACAACAGCGAAAAACGCAAAGAAAACGGCCUUUUGUCCGCUAUUUCAGCGAAUUUUUUGUUAAAAGCAAAAAUUUACCAAACGACGACUUCUACCACUGCAACUACAUCCACUCACUACCACCAAAAUCACUAUCAAAAAUAAUAAAUACAUCCAAGCAGCAGCAGCAACGUUGACGUGAGCAGAAUUUUGUGAUGAAAAAAAUUAAUGGUCAACCAGAAUUAACUGCCACAGCGUAUACAGCUAAAGCACCAGCAGCAACAAAAGCAAACCAGAAAAUUUCACCCAAAUUAAACAUAUUAAACACAAUAGAACAUCAGAAGCUAGUAAUUUUACAAUUUAAUCAAGAUCACCAACAAGCAGUAGAGAAAAACCAAAUUGGCGUAGUCGGGGCGUCAGCUGUAGCAGCACUUAAAACGCAGUCAGACGAAACAUUUGUUGAGUCGACCGCGGCAGAGGUAGCGGCAGCAGCAGCGAACGCAACAGCAGUGAAAACUUUCCAUAUUGAAAAUUUAAAUUUGCAAGAAUCACUUGAUUAUUUGCGUAAUUCUAAUGUUUUUAAUGCGGGUUAUUUCUUGUACUACGUUAUUUGACUGCUAUUGGAACAGGCAGUAAAAGCAAAUAUUAGCUUUUCCGCAUACCAUCAGCUAUAGCACCAGAAGAACAACAAUAGCAACAUAAUUCUUGCUAGCAAUUAAAAUCCAUCACUUCAGCUUAAGUAGAGGCGAUCGUAUUUUCACUUAAAAUUGAGUACCCAUCUAUAACUGAGACGCAGGACGUAUUCGCUAUUAACUACAAAUUCAGGCCAAUAUUGUUAAAAGCGGAAAAGAAUAUUCAGAAAAUAGUUUGGUUCAAAAGAAGUGUAAUACAUUUGUGAAUUACUCUUACUGCGCAGUAUUUAACUAUAUUUUUGCCAAUCAUAACUUGCUGUGGAAAACCUGUACAACCAGGAGCAGAGAAGCAUUAAGUACUUGGUGACUCCAUCCACCAUUUUGAAAACAACAACGCUUUAGUAGCAUUUGCAGCUGCAGCACAGCUAUAAGUCAACGAACAGCCGAACGUCGGCGAACCAAACGUUGAAGAGGAGGCAGAAGUAGCUGCAGAAGAUCGACUGACAUUCGGCGUAUAUUAAUUGGAAAAGCGAAGAAAAUUGAGAAAAGGAGGUGAAACAAAAGAAUACGGAAUAAGCGAAAUAAACAAAACAAACAAAGUAAAAUUACGAACGUAAGCCAGCAACACAGAAACGACACAGUCAGGCCAGGCCAGACGGAAACUGGUGUUGCAGCCAACAAGUCGAAGCGAGCCGAAGUGAUAGAUAAAAAUCCACAUACUGUGGUAUAGGCCGCGAACAAUUGGACAAGCAACUGUGUGAAGAUUUAGCAUCAAGGAAAGAAUAGUUAAGUUGUUUGUUCUUCGGACUUGUGCGGGUUUGUUGUUUUGGAAUUUUGUUUCGGGAGCAACUUGGAUUUAUACCUGUAGUUGCUUUAAGUCAAUAUUCCUUGCAAGAAAAAUUCCGGCAAUAUAAAAAUUACUAUUUUUAACACUUUCAAAUCGAAUUAUUAUAAAUCUUACGAAAAUUAAAAAAAAAACAGUAAGAAAGAAGUGAUUUGUGCUAAUAUUAUAUACGUGCGAUUUUUUUUUUUAACGUGAACGAUUGCUAAUUCAACAAAUUCCAUUUUGAAAUUCUGCGCUGAUAGAAAAGUACAAUAAUAAUUUUUCACUAUAUCCCGGAAAAAAUAAAAUAUUGCCAAAUUACAACCGCAAACAAUAUAAACCACGUAAACACCGAAAACCGCAUACAAGCCAAUUGAAAAGAGAAAAAAUGGUGGAACGCAUAUUGGAGGAGGAGGAGUGCAACGGCUGCACACCAGCUGUAUCUACUGUCGCCAGUGGUUCCAAUGUAAAAACGGGCAAUCAUGGCAAAACCGCAACCUCGGUCGGUAGCGGCAGCGAUAGCGGUGUAGGCGGAGGCGGCACUUUCUCUACGGACACCGAUAACAGCAGUCAAUCAGGCGGCCAUAAUGAAAUCACACGCUAUAGCAGCGAAGAUGUUUCGGGCAACGAGUCCAGCGAGGCGCCGAAAAUGACGGAAAUCGAACGUCAGGCGGAACUCAAUCGUCACAAGGAGGAAAUGCAAAAGAAGCGACGCAAGAAGAAACGUACCAGUUCCUCUUUGCAUUCGUCAACAUUUCAAGAAUUGUAUAAGCUGACGGGCGAAAUCCUUGGCGAAGGCGCUUACGCCUCCGUACAGACAUGCGUGAACAUCUACACCGAUUUGGAGUAUGCUGUUAAGGUUAUCGAUAAAAUACCGGGACAUGCGCGUGCGCGUGUUUUUCGCGAAGUGGAGACAUUCCAUCAUUGUCAGGGACAUCCGGGCAUUUUACAAUUAAUUGAAUUCUUCGAGGAUGAUGAAAAGUUUUAUUUGGUUUUUGAAAAGAUUAAUGGCGGCCCCCUCUUGAGGCGUAUUCAAGAGCAGAUUUGUUUCUCAGAACACGAGGCAGCGCAGAUAAUCAAGGAGAUUGCAUCCGGUUUGGAUUUUCUGCACAAGAAAGGCAUUGCACAUCGUGAUCUGAAGCCGGAAAAUAUUCUAUGUGUCUAUCCAGACAAAUUGUGCCCGAUUAAGAUAUGCGACUUCGAUUUGGGAUCGGGCAUUAAAUUCACCACAGACGUCUCAUCGCCAUCGGCAACCCCACAACUUCUAACACCAGUCGGCAGCGCUGAAUUUAUGGCGCCCGAAGUUGUUGAUCUAUUCGUUGGCGAGGCAAAUUACUAUGAUAAGCGUUGUGAUCUGUGGUCACUUGGUGUGAUCGCAUAUAUUUUACUGUGCGGCUAUCCACCAUUUUCGGGCAAUUGUGAAGAGGAUUGCGGCUGGAAUCGCGGCGAGAAUUGUCGCACCUGUCAAGAAUUGCUCUUCGAGUCCAUACAAGAAGGACGUUUUUCCUUUCCCAUUGCUGAAUGGCAGGAUGUCAGCGAAGAGGCCAAAGAUUUAAUUCGUGGUCUACUUGUCAAGGAAGCGCCAAAGCGUUUAAGUGCCGAAGCUGUGCUAAAUCAUCCGUGGAUCAAGUUUUCGGAGGAAGAGUGUCCGAAUGAUAUUAAGAAAUUGGAGAAUCGGCGAAAGGCGCUGCGCACACCUGGCAAUAUAAGGCGCAAUCAAUCAGCGCGCGAAAUAUCGGAAUUCGCCGAGUCGGCAAUGGCUGUGAAACGUGUGAUAUUGCAGCACUUCUCCAUGCGUUACGACUAUAUGAAGGAGCGCCCCAAUAUCUAUCAGCCGUCGCAAAUGCAACUCGAUACCAAUGCGGACACCAACAGCAGUCCACCAAUAUUUAUAAAGCCACCACCGCCACGCAGUCGCUCCAUGAAUAACACGCUGAGCGUCAGCAAUAAUCGUUCCAUCUAUGGCGGUCGCAAUAGUAAUCUGUAUGCCACACGCCAUUCGAGUCGUUUGGGUGGAAGCAGCACUAAUGGAGGCAAAUCGUCGAGCAUCUUUCAAUCGGGUGCACCAUCGUUCAAAACACUGAACGUACAUGAAGAGGACGACGACGAUGAGGAGGCGCUUGAGGCAUUUGGACGGCUCGAUGAAGACGAAGAGUGGGCUCAUGCGGGAGAGCAACGGAACGGGUACUUUACCGCCAAUGAAGAGGAUUUGAAGGCGGAAGUGGAAGCCAGACGCAGACAAAUGGGGGAUAAUAAUGCUGAAGUUGAGAGUGAUAACGAGAGUUAUCCGCAUCUUUGGCGUGAUAUGGAUAAUGAGGAUGAGGAGGAGGGCGAAUUUGGGGGUGAGGUGGAAGCAACCAGCACAUCUAAGCCAUAUGAACAAGAUGGCGAGUGCAGUGAUAAUAAUACGCCCCAUGACUAUGACGAUUACACCAGUCGUCCAAAGUACUAUCUAGAUGAUAAUAACGAAGAGAUGGCGAUCGAAAAGAGCGAAGAGUUGGAGGACAAAAAUCGUUAUCGUCAUGGUGAUUAUGGUGAUAAUGCUAUUACUAGUGAUGCGGAGGAUAGUUCCUGUGUUAGGGGUGGUGACAAACGCAGUAAGACAACAUUACUACAGGGUGCCAUGCAAAUUAAGGAGGGAGAGAGAUCAGCCGGAGCUGAUACUGCUCUCGAGUUAAGUUUUAAUAGAUUACCUAAUAAUGAGAGUAAGGAUGUUGAUGAGACCGUGGAGAACGGAGAGUGGAAGAGUGGUGUUAAACAGGAGCGAAUGUUUGAGGUUAAUGAUUAUGUUAAUGUUGAUCAUAAUAAGGUUAAGGUUAAUGAUGAACUUGGAGACGAAGUUGAAGAUGAGACAAAAAAUUCGUUUGUAACAGCAGAAGUUGAUGAAAAUGUUUUCAAGUUAGAUGAGGAAGAAAACAUCGACAAGCAAAAUAAACAACAGCAAAUACAUUUUGCUAACGAAACGAAAAUGAAUUUCAGUGAAAAUUCAAAAACAAAUUUCAAAACUUAUUAUAACAUCCAAGAUAAUAAUAUUGAAGCAAAGCAGAAUGCUGAUAAUGAUAAUGAUAAUAACUGUAAGGUUAAUCGUAGCAGCAGCAGCAACAACAGCAGCGACGCAAGCGGCAACAAAGCGAAUGAUUUGUUGCUGGACGCUGGACAAAACCAACUUCCAAUAAGUGAUAUUAAUGAUAUAACAAUCACCAAUUCAAAUACAACUACACCAACAACAAACGCAGUUAAUGCAACCAAAACAACUCACACCACCAACGACAACAACAAUAGUAAUGUUUCGAAUAUAGAAACAAAAAUCGAAACAAAUAUUGCAAACAAAAACAUAAUCGAAGCAGAUAAUGUUACAACAACAAAAGAAAAUGCUAAUUUAUUGGCUAGUAUUAGUGAUUUGAAAGAAACGCUACCUGAACUUAAUGAGACUGCAAACAUUGUUGUCGCCACGACAUUAAAUGGAGUCGCCACCGAAACUGCAGCAUUCAAUGGAAGAAACGGAAAAUCUGCACCGCUAGUCGACAACAAAAUGGAUAAGGAGAAUGGGGGAAGGGUUGUCGCAGCUGAUGGGAAUGCCGAUGAGAUGGCGACUGCCAAGAACGUGGUGACAACAAUGCGAACGACUUUUGGCAAUCAACAACAGCAAACACAAAAACAGCUAAAACAGCAGCACAAGCAGCCGCAAAAGCAAAAUCAAAAGCAGCAGCAACAACAACAACAACAUCAACAAUCACAAAAUCAAAAUCAAAAACAACAAAUUUUGAUAAAAACGAAGCGUUCGCCGCGCGCGAAGAAAACACCGCGUAAUGUCUGCUUUGCGCUGGGUAACACCGGCGGACGCAAUGCUGGCGGCGUUGACGACGAUUACGAUGCAUAUCAGAACAAUAAUUAUGACGCCGAGCUGGAGGAUGAUGCCGACGAGGACGAUGUCGUUUACGGCAGACCACGUUCGCACAGCAACAACAUCAAUGCAACUGGUUAUGCACGUCGUCAGCAACAAUACAACAACAACCAUCGACGCUACUCACAACCAACAUCAGGCGGCAACAAGCAGCAGCAGCAGCAACAACAAUCGUCCGGACAGCGAGCCGAGAAUUGGCGCAGCCGCGGUGGCAUUCUAAUAAAUGGCAACAAUGCCGGCAACGGCAGCGGUGAUUCAUCGAAUACCACCAGUGUAAGUGGAGCGGCAAAUAAUUACCGCAACAAGUAUCGCUCACAAGGCGGCGUCAAUUCGCCCGGCUGGAAUGUGGGCGGCGCUCAACGCAAUGGCGGCCACUACUACAAUGGACGCUCCGCCGGUGGCAGCUACAGUCAUGUCGGCGUGAGCGGUGCCUCGCCACCGUCCGAUGACAGCGGCAGCGGCUCUGCAGGUGCCAUACACAACUGGCGCAACGAUUGCAUCUACACGGGUGCACGCAAUUGCGGCAUGCAACAGCGACGCAGCUAUCAACAUCCAACACAGCCGCGCUAUUCGCCACCCACACAUGAUGGCAAUGGUGGCAGCUUAAUGCGCGCGCAGUUCAUUAGAAACAAUCAACAGCAGCCGCGCAUCGGUUCAGGACGUUUUACGCAUUCGCCCACUGGCAGUAUGUAUGUGCCGCAGUCGCGCAGCAGUGCCGUCGGCGGCAUUUACAGCGGCGGCAACGGUUUUGGGGUAGCAGUCGGCGGCGGUUGUAAUGGCUCACUACCGACAGCUGGUGAGCUGGGCAUGGGACUCUCACCGCCGAGCGAGAGUUUGUUAAUGCGACGUAUGCGUGUAGUAGGCGCUGGGCAGCAUCGCAAUAAUGACUUCGGUGUCGGCGAUUACUGCCAAUCGGCAACGGCUAACGGUUAAUAAGCGAAAAGUUAACUACAUUCAUAUACAUACAUGAAUACACACCCAUACAUAUUACAUACAUACACAAGAAAACACAAAAACAAAACAAAAAACACCAUUCAUACAAAUGUGGAGCACGAAACGCUAGUUUUUCGAACGUUUCGUUGCUCUUCAAAUGCUUUUUUUUUAAACAAACGAAACCAACUCGAUUUCAUUUAUGUAUACUUAUUCACAAAUCUAAAACCUAUGUAACUCUGCGUGUGUGUGUGAGUGCGAAAAGUCAUUAAAUGUGGGCGACUAGUAUUUUAUAUAUUAUAAGCGAAAAGCGGAAUGGGUUCUGAAACACUCACUAACCGCCCGCUAUUACUGCUUGAUUGUAAAUUUUGAAAAAAAAGAAACAUAAAUUCACACGCUUACACGUAUAAUACCUCAAAUGCAUUUUGCGCUCCCACACACACGCAGACACACACACAAUUUCUGAACCUAUUCGGUUUUUAAUAUCACUUAUGUAUUUCAAAAUCUACGAAAAAAACAUACUUUUUUGUACUACUCGUAUUAAUUUAAUUUUCUUUUAUUGUGUACCGGAUAGUUUGAUGUGAGUUUUGAGCGCGAUAUUCUCCAAAGCGCGCACGCCGAGCACUUCGAUGAAAUUUAAAAAACCGCAACGAAAGCUCCGUGCGUCAACUAUGUUGCGAUAUUUCGGCAAUAGUUUGAAAUUGAAAUUUUUCUCUUUUUAAUUUGUUACUGAAGUUGUAUGUUAGCAUUUGUUGCUAACCAAUAUUUUAAUUUUAAUUUUCUAGCGUUUUUUUUUAUCCACACUCAACUCUUAAUCGCGCUCAACGAUAUCACACUUUCCGAAAUUCCAAAUACACACACAUAAUUUAGGCGUAAUUACUUCAUUAUCAUACUAUUAUCUCAAAAUUUUUGUCUUAUACUGAUACAAAUGUUUAAUUUCCAAUGUGUUUUUUUAUAUAUACUAUAUCUUAUAUUAUUUGAAGACUUUUCGUAACGACUGUUAAAUGUAAAAGAAACGCAAACACCAGAGCAAACAAAAAACAAAACAAAGCACACAUGUCAAGUUUGUUGUAAGAUGAUUGAUAAGGAUGUUGAUGUUAAAAAUGGCUGUUAAGAUGGAUAAAACACAAUGGCUUUUUGGCUCGCUUAUGUUAUGUGUAUUAUGAAUGAAAACGUAAAUACACAAAAUAAAUGUUCAUAUGUACGAACAACACAUACUCAACACACCUGCUGCCAUUGUGCACACACACACAGACUUUUCUUACAUAAUACACAUAUACACAAAAUACACGUACAUAACCAAAUACAACAACAACAACAAAAA
Molecule: messenger RNA, 7658 nt
Organism: Zeugodacus cucurbitae (melon fly)
Lineage: Eukaryota; Metazoa; Arthropoda; Insecta; Diptera; Tephritidae
Gene: Lk6
Product: probable cyclin-dependent serine/threonine-protein kinase DDB_G0292550
Exons: 7
Coding region: 1889-6337 (1482 amino acids)
Biological process (GO): peptidyl-serine phosphorylation; protein autophosphorylation; intracellular signal transduction
Cellular component (GO): nucleus; cytoplasm
Molecular function (GO): calmodulin binding; ATP binding; calcium-dependent protein serine/threonine kinase activity
Source: RefSeq, a predicted model, not a curated record